Panonychus citri (citrus red mite) is the source of this 1609-nucleotide messenger RNA. RefSeq lists its product as uncharacterized. The coding region runs from base 193 to 1596 and encodes 467 amino acids. NCBI's taxonomy places the organism in Eukaryota, Metazoa, Arthropoda, Arachnida, Trombidiformes, Tetranychidae. The record is from RefSeq and is a predicted model, not a curated record. The transcript has 6 exons.
UAAUCAUGGUCAGUGAUAAGAAUCCAUGAUGACGAAAAACAGUAAAAUAUUUAAUUAAAUGUGGUCAAUCAAAUGGUGAUAAUGGUCAUCCAAUAGAGAUCGUUGAUAGCGGUCAGUGUUUAAUUGUUCAAAUUUAACAUUUUUAUCAAUUGUUUUCGUGGUCAAUUGAUUGAUCAUCUUAAUCGUCUCAUCAUGGCGAUGGUAUUAUUUUUAAAUCGAGGUUCAUUUCAACCUGAAGAUAUUCACAUUUCCGAUUCCCAUAUAACGGAAGACACUUUAGUGACCUUCGUUGAUUUUAUUCCAGGAGUCGUCGAAAGGACCUGUUCAGCGGCCAUGUCACACGGAGCAGUUAAAUAUCAUUCUUACAGAAGUUUAAUCGAAAUGGCCAAUAAAUGGUUACAACGUAAUCCAGAGUGGAAAGUGUUUAAUUGUGAGACUGUAUUGUUAUUAUAUAAAUACAACGAUAUUAAAAACUGUAAUGAGUUACGUCCAAAUGAUUGUUGCUUUUACAUCUCAGGAUCAGAACGGACAAAUGUCCUUAAGGGAUUAAGAUUAUGGAUAAAACUGAGAAAACGGUCAAUUCGUCGACAUGGUUCAUGUGAAUACCAAGAAUUAAACUACACUGACCUUGUUCCAGAGAUCGACGAGAAAGGAGCUUUUGCCAAGCUUCACGAUCUAAUCGAACAGGCCAACAUUUUAAUUCGAAAAGAAGAGAUCCAAGGUCGGAUCAUUUCAGUCGAAACUGUUACCUACGAAGCGAAUACCGAUUGGAAGAUCGAUCCAGACGCUACAUUAUCGGCACUUUCCACGAAAAAACUAUUCAUUCUCAGAAUUUUCUACGAAGAGGGUUUACCUUUACAGGAAGAAAUUGAUAUUAUUGAUUUUGUGCCAAGACAUUUAUCUGGUGGUGGGUUUUUCAAGCGACCCAAAUUCGAAUCUUAUACUGAUGUAAUGUCCAGAGCCUCUCACUGGCUAUCUCAGAAUAGACAUUUGAACUAUCGAAAUGCCCAAUCAAUUGAUAUCAAAUUGAGUAUUAAAUCAUUAACAUCGGUCAACACCAAGAAUAUGUACUUUACUGACUACGGAAGUUACAUCAGAAUUUUUCGAGUCUGUUGUACUAAAUCAUCUCGAAUACUUGAUAGAUCAUCGGCACAAUCGAACAGAGUUAUCUCUCCUAUCCAUUUAUCUUCCAGGCUCUUUCUUCCGGUUCGUAAGAAAGACUCAAUCGGUGCUAUUCGAGAAAGAUUCGAGGAUUGGAUUUUCAAUGCAACGCAAGAAGCAAAUGAAUUGGAUAUUAUAUCGGAAUUUAAGACUAAUCGUCGGCUUCGAGUUCUAAGUGCUGAAACCAUUUGUAUGUUCUGUAAAUCGGAUGAUGAAAGUCUCGAAGAAUCAAUUGAAGAGCCUUUUCAUUAUAAUCGAUUCGGGGCCAAAAAUGGUUUUAUUUUCAUGAUUUUCCGUUUUUAUUUUGACUUUUCAAAUGAUACAAUCGGUUCAAUCAAUGGAUCGAUAAUCAAACAAUCAUCUUCAUUGGAAAAAUUGAUCGAGAAAGUUUAUCCUGAUAAAACAAUCGGAAGUCAAACUUGUAUCGUAAUGUAAUCAAAUGGGAAAA